Funneliformis caledonium is the source of this 889-nucleotide messenger RNA. Lineage: Eukaryota; Fungi; Glomeromycota; Glomeromycetes; Glomerales; Glomeraceae. The record is from the annotation of a GenBank genome assembly.
AAUCCGGAAAUUGAGCGAUAUUUCAAAACCGUAAAAUUCGUGCCUAACAAAUCGCUUACCACUUUUGUAAAGGUCAAUCAAUUAUAUGACAUGGAUAAUUUUUUAUUUCGCAAUAUUUUUGCGGGAAGUGACAAAUUUUUACCACCAAAUUUACAAAAUAAUGCCACUAGUUUAGAAGCACUUACAAGAAUUGGUCUUAAAAGUCAAAUAAAUGGUGAUACAUUUAUUGAGUGCGCACAAGAGGUUGAAUCCCAAAUUAUUCAGAAUAGAUUUUCUAUAAGCCUGAUUAAAAUUCGAGCAAAGGAAUUGAUACUGUAUAUGUAUGAACACAUUGAAACAUUAGAUUUUGACGAUGAACAAUUGGAACAAAUUCUAGAUAUCAAGUUCGUACUUUCAGAUAAGAAUCUUCCAGUUCAAUUUUAUCAAUCACCAAAGGAAACUUCAGGAUUUGAAACUUUUGGCAACAUCUGUCGUCAAGAAUAUAAAAAGAUAUGUUGGACACAAUGCCCGAUAUUUGAUAAAAGCAUUGAACCCACUGCUUUAUUCAAUGAAUAUUACCCGGAGAUUGGAAUUCCAUGUACGGAAAGUAUUAUCAACCAUUGGUUUUUUGUCGCCGAAAAUAUAGAAUCCUGGAAAAGUUCCAAAAAUGAGAAGAAGAUCAAAAGUGUAAUCAAAAAUAUUUAUGAAUCAAUGAUUGAACGUUCGGAUGAGAGCGAUUUGAUAGAAUCAAAUAUUAGUGACCCUAAGAAGAAAUUAUUCUUGAAUGAUGAAAACCCGUUUGAUAAAAAUAAUUGUGUAGCAGGAAAGGAACUUAUAAUUGGUGAUGAUUUUAAAGGGGUUAAAGAAUUUUUAAUGCCUUAUGAGGAAUUAUUGUUUCUUGCAGGAGCUC